Molecule: messenger RNA, 1224 nt
Organism: Tetrahymena thermophila SB210
Lineage: Eukaryota; Ciliophora; Oligohymenophorea; Hymenostomatida; Tetrahymenidae
Product: arrestin
Exons: 1
Source: RefSeq, a predicted model, not a curated record
AUGGGAUAGUCUUAAAGUACAAGUUAACUCAAUCAAUAAUCUAUAGGUUAAAUUCAUAUAGAAGUGGAUAAGACUUAAUUUUAGUCUGGAGAAAAAAUUUCUGGAUAAGUUUUAAUUGACUUAAAUGUUUCUUUAAAGGCAACUUGCCUUGUAGUGAUGCUAUAAGGGAUAGAAGAAACUCUUUUUAGUACACCAAAAUAAUACAAUGAGAAACAUCUUUAUUAAGAGAAUUAAGUUUAAAGGAAGGGAUAUAACAAAUUUCAUGAACUAACGACUGAAGCAUAUCAAUUUUCCUAAGGUAAAGAAGAUAGUAGGAAUAUAAUAGGUUAGUGGAAAUUACCAUUUCAGAUAAGCAUUGCAGAUUAUUUACCAUCUAGUUUUAAUUAUUAAGAUUAGCAAAACUGUAAGUGUUAGAUAAAAUAUAUUCUAACAGCUUAUAUUUUAGAAUCUGAUUCUAAAUAGAGGCUUUUAACCACCUAAGAAAUAGAAAUUUUUCAAAAAAUUAAUUAGGUCGAAAACAUAACAUAUUAAGCCUAAGAGUAUUCAAAUCCGCUAAUUUGUUUUUGCUGCCUUUCUGGUUAGAUAGAAAUGUAGGCUUAAUUAGAUAAAAGAGUUUAUGACCAUUUAGAAGAAAUAAAAUUAAUUUUAAAUUGUGAUGCAUCAAGGAGUUUUAUGAAAGUUUCUCGUUUUAUAGUAAAAUUAUAGGGUAAAUUGACAAUGAGAUCAAACAAAAAUUAAUAAAUAGAAAAAGUAUUUGACAUUUACUCUUAAUUUGUUAGCACUGAAAAAUCUAAAAUUGAAAAUAAGCUAGUCAAACUAAGAAUUCCUAAAUCUGCAAAAAUAGGUGCUCUAGGUCUACUAGUUUAAUACUAAAAUUUAAUAACUAUAUUACCAGUAAUGCCUUCACUUUUUUCAGUGAAAUCAAAUACACCUUUAGAAAUACCUUUUUUUAUUUCAUCAGUUUCUUCAAGGGAGAAAUAAAACACUAGUAAUUAAUCUAAUUUGUAAAUGGUUUAAUUAUAAAAAACCAAUACAUCUAAUAAUAGUAAUAAUUAACUGGAUUAAAUUUAAUAAUAAAAUAUUUAAAUGCCAAUACCUAUGAUGGUUAAUCCUCAAUAAAAUGUUAAUAUUAAUAAUAAUCACUACACUCCUUAAAAUAUUGAAUAUAAAAAAUAACCAAAAAAAGAUAUCAAUUAAAUUUAAUAUUAUAAAUUAGAAGAAUGA